AUGAAGCUCUUUGAAAUUCAGAUUCUAGUUUUUGUGGCUCUAUUGUUUGUGUGUCCCUUGUUUGUUCAUGGAUGGGGGGUUGAUGGGCAUCUCACAGUUUGUAGGAUUGCUCAGCCGCGAUUGAGUGAAGCAGCUGCAAAUGCUGUGAAGGAUCUGUUGCCAGCGUCUGCGGAUGAUGAUUUAGGGAGUUUGUGUUCUUGGGCGGACAGAGUCAAGUUCCACUAUCCCUGGUCAUCACCACUUCAUUACAUUGAUACCCCUGAUAAUCUCUGCACUUAUCUGUACUCCAGGGAUUGCAAAGAUGAAAAUGGCACAAAGGACAGGUGUGUAGCAGGGGCAAUCAACAAUUACACCUCCCAGCUCCUCAGUUAUGGAAAAGAUGCUGCUUCUCAAUAUAAUCUCACAGAGGCCCUUCCAUUCCUAGCCCAUUUUGUGGGAGAUAUUCACCAGCCUCUUCAUGUAGGAUUUACUUCAGACAAGGGAGGCAAUACAAUUGAUGUCCACUGGUACACAAGAAAGACAGUUCUGCAUCAUGUCUGGGAUGAUAACAUCAUCGAGACGGCUGAACAAAGAUAUGACAACUCUGAUGUGGAUGAGUUGAUUGAUGCACUCCAAAAGAACAUAACAGCUGAAUGGGCAGAUAAAGUAAAGACAUGGGAGACCUGCAGCAGUGGCAAGCCACCCUGCCCAAAUGUAUAUGCAUCUGAAAGUAUUAAAGCAGCCUGUAAUUGGGCUUAUAAAGGUGUCAGUGAAAAUUCAGUACUAGAAGAUGACUAUUUCCUGACUAGGUUACCAAUAGUCAAUUUGCGACUAGCUCAAGGUGGAGUCCGCCUGGCAGCCGCCCUGAACAGUAUAUUUGGAUGAUAAAGAAUGUAAAACGUCAUCACAUAUUACAUAGCACCAUAUGGACUUUUUGCAUAUCCUAAGAAUUGCUUGCCAAUCAUUGGGAGCAAAAUGCCAUAAGCUCUAAUGCCACCAAGGGCUUUCUUGGUAAUAACUUUCGUCUUUUUCUUGGAACAAAUGUGGUCGAGGCCAUAUUUGAUAUAAAUUACAGUUUGCAGGG
This is a messenger RNA of Coffea eugenioides, 1063 nucleotides long. RefSeq names its product endonuclease 2. Lineage: Eukaryota; Viridiplantae; Streptophyta; Magnoliopsida; Gentianales; Rubiaceae. Bases 1 to 864 code for a protein of 287 amino acids. The transcript is spliced from 9 exons. Gene Ontology annotation, biological process: DNA catabolic process. Gene Ontology annotation, molecular function: nucleic acid binding; endonuclease activity. The record is from RefSeq and is a predicted model, not a curated record.